Molecule: messenger RNA, 543 nt
Organism: Selaginella moellendorffii
Lineage: Eukaryota; Viridiplantae; Streptophyta; Lycopodiopsida; Selaginellales; Selaginellaceae
Product: pentatricopeptide repeat-containing protein At1g09900
Exons: 1
Coding region: 1-543 (180 amino acids)
Molecular function (GO): protein binding
Source: RefSeq, a predicted model, not a curated record
AUGCAUGGAGCGGGGAUCUCACGCCGGCAAAGUCAUCCGAGGAAGAAGUUCCUCGAGGUCUGGUGCUCGUGGGAAGAAGCUCGAUGCUGCCGUGGCCGUGUAGGCUCUUGCUCGGCUGAUUUCGUCACCUACACCAGCCUGAUCCAGGGACUCUGCAAGGUGAAGCUGCUGGAGCAGGCCUUGGUCUUCCUGGGGAAAAUGGUCUCCAAAGGCUUCCACCGGGACGUUUACACCUACACUGCCGUCAUCCACGCCCUGUGCAUCGAGAACCGGCUCCAGAAGCUCGAAAGUUUCUGGAAGAGAUGGCCAACCAGAACCUCACUCCAAGCGUUGUCACGUACACGGUUCUCAUCGACGGGUUCUACAAAGGUGGUCGACGAGGCUGUGGCGCUGCUGUCCAAGAUGCGGAAGAAGUGCGUCCCCACGGCUGUGACUUACAACAGCCUGGUAAGCGGUCUCUGCAAGGCUGAGCGGGCGAGCGAGGCCUACGACCACCUGGAGGAGAUGGUGUACAGCGGCUGCAUUCCGGAUAUCUUCACGUAA